Molecule: messenger RNA, 14622 nt
Organism: Lineus longissimus
Lineage: Eukaryota; Metazoa; Nemertea; Pilidiophora; Heteronemertea; Lineidae
Product: frizzled-4-like
Exons: 1
Coding region: 214-1986 (590 amino acids)
Biological process (GO): canonical Wnt signaling pathway; non-canonical Wnt signaling pathway
Cellular component (GO): plasma membrane
Molecular function (GO): Wnt-protein binding; Wnt receptor activity
Source: RefSeq, a predicted model, not a curated record
UAAGUAUGAACCAUAUCACUGGAGUUAUAAGGGAUACUGACGCGGGAGACAGCUACCAGUCAAUCCCCACAUGCUGCUGGUGAUAACAACAUCACUUCUCAUUCAUGGUGAUCAAUCGAUGGCUGUAGUGCAAGUGGAGUACUUCAGAGUGCGGGAUAGUUGAGCAGUAUCAUGGAGUUACACUAACUCAACAAUCAACUCGACAUUGGCAAAAUGGCCCUUCACGUGGUGCGGACAAUGUUGGUGUUGUUGCUUCUGACAUUCGUGGCAGUAAAUGGCAAUGGGAUUAUUAGUGGAAUUACAACAGGAGGAGGUGAUGUGGUUAGAAAGUGUGACCCGAUUAAGAUCGAGAUGUGCAAAGGACUUGGAUAUAACGUGACAGGGAUGCCAAACUUGGUGGGGCACGAACUCCAACAGGAUGCGGAGUUACAGCUUCAAACAUUCACACCCCUGAUUCAGUAUGGAUGCUCAGGACAGUUGAAAUUCUUCCUAUGUAGUGUUUACGUUCCGAUGUGUACGGAAAAGGUUAUGGCCCCUAUUGGUCCCUGUAGGCCAAUGUGUGAGAACGUAAAGGAUAGCUGUCAACCGAUUUUGAAGGAGUUUGGCUUCCCUUGGCCAGCUGCUUUGAACUGUAGCAAGUUCCCUCCGAUGAAUGAUCUGAACCAUAUGUGUAUGGAUGGCCCCACAGUGGAUAGGAAUGCCAAACCCAAACAUAAACUGGAGCCAGGGCUGAAGAAACCUGUCAUCACCCAAGCCCCUGGGAUCCAACUUGGAUUAGGGAAACAUGUUCCUGUCUCACAGAAUUACAAGUCCUGUGAUCGUUAUCGCCACCCAGAGAAAUAUAUCUAUAUCAACCGGACUGACAAGUGUGCAAUUAUCUGCGGAGAGGAUGACCUUUUCUCUCAGGAUGAUAAAUAUUUCGCGGACAUCUGGAUGUCUAUUUGGGCUGGUGUCUGCUUCGUCUCCACGCUACUUACCGUCCUAACCUUCAUCAUUGAUGCGAGCCGAUUCCGGUACCCCGAGCGGCCCAUCAUCUUUCUAAGUCUCUGCUACAACAUCUAUAGCAUUGCUUUCAUCGUGCGCCUUAUAGCCGGCAGGGAAGCAAUCUCUUGUGACACGGACAGCCCCAGCAACCAGCGUAUUCUUAUACAAGAAGGUUUAGAGAACACCGAUUGUGCCAUUGUGUUCCUGCUGCUCUAUUUCUUUGGAACAGCCAGUUCUAUUUGGUGGGUGAUACUGACACUGACAUGGCUCCUGUCGGCAGGAUUAAAGUGGGGCCAUGAGGCGAUACAGCAGCAUAGUAGUUAUUUUCAUCUGGCCGCCUGGGCUAUUCCUGCAAUAAAAACCAUAGUCAUCUUGGUUAUGAGGGACGUUGAUGCCGAUGAACUGACUGGUCAAUGUUAUGUUGGCAACCAAAGUUUAGAUACUUUAUUAGGCUUCGUGCUCGGUCCUUCCAUCGUCUACCUGGUCCUCGGGACAUCCUUUCUUCUGGCAGGUUUCGUGGCUUUGUUCAGGAUAAGAAGCCACGUGAAAAAUGACGGUUUGAAAACCGAUAAGUUAGAAGUGCUUAUGGUCCGAAUAGGAAUAUUCUCAGUGCUCUAUACUGUUCCUGCGACAUGUGUUAUCGCUUGCUACAUUUACGAAUACACAAAUCGAGACAUUUGGUACAGCAAGGAACAUUCAUCGACACCCAAUAUUGAAAUAUUUAUGUUAAAAAUCUUCAUGUCGCUAGUAGUUGGGAUAACGAGCGGGAUGUGGAUAUGGACCACUAAAACAUUAAGUUCGUGGAAGACGUUCUGUACGCGGAUAUGUCACCGACGACGGGACCGAAAAUCGACUUCAAAUCUGCCGCAAGGACUACAGAAUGUCCAGUACCAACUGGCGAAAAAUAUCUCAGGCUCAACUUAUUACAGCCGGCCGCCCGGCAACUCUGUCAGGAUGGAUAAGCAUAAACGGGGCAAAACAGGCAGCGAGACAACGGUGUGACAGGAGGCGUAAGUUAGUCCUGGUGGUGGCACGAAGAUUACUAUUAACCCGACUUCAUGUACUUCUUUACUGUUGCAAUCUGGGCUUAGUUAUUUGAAACUUGUUCGGCUCUAACUUGGCGUUAACUUCUACUUGGCGUUGAGUUAAAGUUCCCUGUGUGAUAACACAUGCUCGGGAGACGCCAACCCAACUUAGACUUCAAACUGCUUUGACCAUGCCCGGGUGACCAUGUGACCAGGACCAGUUAUAAGCGCUUGACACCGUUACGCCAAAUCCCUGUAACUUAUUCACCACUCCGUAUAACCAUCGUCUAGGCUGUAAUUCCAUGGCCCAUGCAGUCAGCAAUGUAAAGAGCCGAUCAAGUAAUUUUACAAGACUCAUCAGAGCGGUUAUCUAUAGAUUCACAACUGUUUCGAGAUUGUUAAAGUUUUUAACAGUUUCAUCAGUUUCGGCAGCUUUUGAGCUGAAAGGCGCUGGCAACUGUUGCUGCUUCUUCAUAAUCAUGUCUUGCAAUGGCCGUUGCAAUUUGACAUCGGUUUUGAUGGACUGUAUUGAACUUUUGUAAGCCUGGCAAACUGCUUUGGCCCACGAAAGUGCGGUCGGCCUUCCAUUGAUGAUCUACAUGGAAGUCCUGGUCAUGCAAGUGUGAUGAAUCGAUUUCCGAGCCAGGGUUCAGCCAAUAUUAUAACAUGAAAGUCACACGAAGUCGGUUUUACAGUUUUAAUAUCUGCAACUGGGACCUUUGUAUAUUUCACAAUGUAAAUAGGUGUAGAUAUCGAGAUGUGUACAUAGUGCAGAGGAGCUCUCAGGCUGUAAGAAAGAUAAGUGCUUGGUGCACCUACACAGAGUCAGGAGCGCAACCAGAUCUGAUGGGUCGGCUGCUGGGUGAGAUGUGAUGAAAGAAGAAUUGGCAGCUGUCAAGUUUUGCAAUGCCUUACUACCUUUCGAGAAGCUGACAUUGAAAUGCGCGCACCAGACGUCCGUGAGACGGAUAGCCAUCAGCGUGUUGAAAGUGAUCUUUCAGCGGGUUUGACGGAAGUCAUAGCCAGCUUCUUGGCAGGUAGCGCGGCUGUAUAUUGCCAUCAAUCAGAAGUCGGCUGUAGAAUGUGUAGUACUUCAUCUCGCCUCACUCUGCCAUGCCACACGCCAGUUUUAUUGCCCUCCGAUUAGGCUAAAGAUUUAUAGCCAUAUUUUCCUGACAUUGUGGAGGUGUUAAAGCAAUUAUGUACAAAUAACUGCCCAGUUAGUUGCCCAGGUUCUCAUGAUUUAUGUCUUUACUUUAAUUGGUAGUUGACAUACCGGGUUCAUUCCACAUAUCUUCUCAUUACCAGGGGAGACAUUCUUGAUACCUAACGCAAACACUUGAUAGACUCUUUGUUUUCUGCCUCCAUUUCUGCAUGGCAGCCUCACUUGAUGUCUGAUCCAGUGUUAUCAAAUUGCAAGCAUUAUGGUUCACUCAACUCUUUCAUUGACAAAAUUCAUUUCUCGAAAUCGUUGUGCUUGAAAUAACUAUCCAUACAACAAGGUGCAGACUGAUGGUUCACUGCUUUAUUGCCAAAGGUCUUGGGAACCAAAAUGAGUCGAAAUCUAUCUCAAAGUUAAUAUCAACCGUCUACAAAAAACGAUGAGCUUGCAGUAUAUAAGUUUUGUGAUCUCCUAAUUCUUGAAUAAGUGUAGUAGAGAGAGAGGGAGUAUUUAUUUCCACUGACGAAAUGAUAAGCUGACUUUAUGCCUUUCGAAGUUUGGUGUUAAUCCUCACUUAUCGAGUGCAAUAUUUCACAUAAUAUCUACCUCGUUAAAGUCAAUUUAUAAUGCUUAUUUCUUGUAACCGGUUUAUUCGAAGGCUAUGGCUAAGUAUACGCAAGUGAUCGGACGUAAGCAGUGUGUUUGCUUCCCUUUGAAAUGUCUAUUUGCAGUCCAUUAGCCUGACCAUGGACUCUGUAUUAUUUUGCCGGGUCUGAGUAAAAGCAUAUUUGUUUUCAAUACAGAAAUGUUCAAGUACUUUGAACACGUUUGAACUUCAUAAUGUGUUGGAAUUCAGGCCUGAGGCCCUCGCGUAUUGGCAGAGACGGUUUUUUGCGCUUUUACACCAAAACACAACCUCAGGGCAAGGAGAUCUCUCCUGCCGACGACCGUUUUGGGUUGCCGUUCAGAGUGUAACUUACGAGUAGCCCUGGGCAAAUCAUAACCGGUUGGUUUUUACCCUGAGGGUGUCACUUGUCACUUGCUUCCGGCAGUCAUUGCUGGAGGUGGCAUACUUUGAAAUAAAUGUUCGUCGUAUAAUGCAUUACUGGCGACUGCAUUGUUAUUUGGCGGAUUUUGUACGAUGGCAAUACGUUGCGACAUGACCAACCUUUCUGCAUGUAAAACACACAGUCUGCCUUACUGCUCUGGACAAUGCUCGCCCUCACUCCGCCUGUCCUAAUAUAACUACAACCAUGUGCGAUUUCUUCUGACCAGUGCAAGUCAACAAAACCACUACAUCUGCAGCUAGAAAACGUUGUUUUCCAGUUGACAGUGCACUACAGCAUGUGCAUUGUCUACACAUUGGUGCUAUGAACUUUGCUGUCAGUGCUCAUGUUUACACGCCGAUCAACAAUGAUCUGAACACAUUACCAUUGAUAGUCUCAAGCAUUCAUCAAUCACUCCAUUUAGUCCUGAUAAAGUUAAUACACUUCUUUAUGCAUAAAUCCAUUUAUCACCACUGGGUGAUAUACGACUUGGCCGCGCCGUUGUGACUUCUGCUCAGCAGAGGCAUGCGCCGUGUCAUAACUGGGCAAAUUAUCGGUAUGAUUAGCGGUCUUGAGUGACACUGUCAGAGGGAGAAAACAAAUGCCAAACAUACUUAGUCACUUUGCUGUGAGGCCUGUCUUUUCGAUGCUUCCCGCUUACCGGCACAUGAAUUGAUAGGUUACUGUCAUAUACUGGCAUAUGGUGAAGAAAUGUUUUGUUAUGAAUCAAAUUGUAGCACAAGUACUAUGUAUUUCCUUUGGAUCUCAAUGACUGGUUAGUAAAAUUAGAUUCCCGAGGCAGUCCAUUAGUCAUCAUGAACAUCUUGGAAUUCAAAGGACAAGGCCGAUCCACUGCCUCAGUAGUAUACUGAAAACAAGGCGUGAAAGCCACUAUGUGAACAGAGGGAGGCCAGUGUGUUACAGUUUACGGAUGUCUUAGCUAAAUGCUUUAAAAACUGUUCCUAGUCGUACGUUCCUAGUUACCCUGGAUAUUUUUUAUCAUUUCAUAUUUGCUCUUAUAUCGUAUAUAGCAUAAAUAGAAAACUUUUAAAACUAGGAAACCUUCUCCCAAUACCAGUUUCUCCGAUAAACGAACGAACAAGGCAGCACUCCGACUUGUACCUGGUUAUCAUGACAACCGAAGUUGAAUUCUGAUGCAAAGUGUGAAUGGUUGUUAGGUUUAUGUUCGAACGUGCCGUGGGGAGACUAGAACAUAUCAAAACAACCUUUCACCAUUGAUAUUAACACUAAUCUAUUACCACUCCAAUAUCAUAUGUAAAUUCCACCUCUUCACUCGUGAUUUCAACCAUUGGGCGCAUUACAGUGGCUGUUUGAAGUAACGUUCCUUAAAGGCCUAACCCGUUCAUUAAAAAAAUUGAAUUUGAAAAUUUUCAAUUUCGUAAAUACGCAGUACUGACUAUACAUUCUAGAUACUAUGAAUACAACGUGUCAGUAAAUUUUCAAGCACUGCAGUUUAUGCGCGUUAGAGCAGUACUGUACUUGGCGUGUAAGUCCAUUUCCCUGCUCAUCGUAAAUGUAUCCCAAUUGGUUGUAAAGCAAAUGUGGCCAAAAAUGUUGCUCGCCCUAGAUAACUUAUUUUGGUUUUGGGAAAGCCUGUAAAAUACUACUUUUCAUCAAAGGAGCCUAAAAUUCAGACAUAUGACAAACCGAGACGCAUUAUCUAUUCAUGUAAUAUACACUUGUAUAACUGUUUAAGAAGUGUUCUCAAACGUCCAUCAGACUUAUGCACUCUGCAUACAAGAUAAUAAUAAAUAACACAUUAUGUUUUUGUCGCCAGAAAAUCUUCCUAUAUUUUUAUUACCAUAAUAACAACCUUGGGCCGUAUCAUCAGCACUAUUGGUUUAUCCUAAGAGCAUAGCUUUUAACAAUUGGAACGAUAUACAUCAUAAGACAACAAAAUAUAAGACUCUACAUGAGGUUCAGUUUUCAAUAAGAAAGUUCCAAGGAUAUUAUCACGUGGUUCCGGUCGCCAUGACUGCGCAUAUAUGUAAUGUUAUUCAUUGAUAUUGUGUUUGCCGUUAUUGUUUGCACUGGCAUGGGAGCAUCGCCUCUGGCGGUGUGUGGAUAGGCCCUUUCAUGUAUCAGUUCAAAACACACGUAUCGAUGAUCCUCACCAAACGCGUCGACCUUUUUAGAUUUUGACAUAUCGAAGUUCAAUGGCGUGUGGGUGAAACAUUUAAAAAAGACUUGUGUAGGCCUAAUAAGAAGUAAAUACAUCUGUAGCCACGAGACUGUUUAGUGUACCUAAUAUUCUUGAUGAUAGAAAGCUACCCACGCAAUAAUCGAUGAUGGAUUAACACUUUAGAUCGGAUAACGUGCAUGGAUAUGGUUGUUAUAAACCUUUUGCAAAAAUAGUGUAAAUACAGUUAUGCUCAGAAGUAACAUCAUCUCCGAUACGCAGCACUUGCGUAAACGCGCUUGAAGCGAUUACAUCUGUGUUUUGGGGCAUAUUUCUUUGAAACACCACUGUAUAUAAUGGGUUUUUUCACCAUGGAGGCCAUAUUUUCCCUCGUUCUUCCAUUAGUCUGGGUUAAUUUUAAGUGACCCGUACGCAUAUAUGAAGCAGAUAUAGAAAAAACUAACAUUCUCAUUUUUCAAAGCAGUUAUUAUCAAGGCUGUUGCUAUACGCCCAGCAAGAAAUAUUGAACAAUAUUACGAGGACCUAACCAGGCAAAUCGUUAAUUUUCUACCUGAUUUGGUAUAGUUUAAAAUACCUCUGCUGGCGUCUGGUUUCUUCGAAAUGUAUAUCACAUUCUUUGGAGGGCAACCGAUAUUUACCCCUUGCAUACAGUACUGAUUAGAAGUCACAUCGCUUUCAGCUGCAUUCUAUUUUGGCGUCAUAUACACGAGGUAAUUGCUCAGUCACCCAUGUCCAUUGUGGAGGAUGAAAUGAAUGAGACGUUCCGAUCUCGGAGGUUAUUGUGUCUCAAGAAGUUUUUUUAAGAUUUCUUGCUUAUUUCUCCAAAUGUGACAAGUCGUAAUGGUUAAUAGCACGAACCCCUGGGGCGGGGAAAUCACAAAUCACCACGACCAAUCUCAUUGAAUUAGCGAAAAUUGAAAGUCAACAUUGAGUGGUAAUUUUAGAAGAUGGCUAUAGCAUGUGAUGGGAUCUUUGAUCUAGGCGAAAUGAGAUCGAAUGGAGAGCAAUUGCGACUGGAGAAAGAACAAUGAAAUCAAAUGAAAGAAACUGUCUUGUUUGAAGUUGUCUUUGUUGGAUGCAACGAAGUGUUUCAACACACUAAAAAUACUUUACCCUGCAUACUACAAUUUGAUAAACUUGCCACGGUUCAGACAACGUUUUGACAAAACAAAACUACCAUUUAUCCAGCCAAUGUUUUUUUUAUCGGUUUUGUAUUCCUUGAUACCGUAUUCUUUCAAGCUGGAGUUAAAUCCAAGAUGGCCGGCGAAAUCUAAAAUGGCUGCCAAAUAGCCUAACAUUGCCUUUCUCCUUUUUCACCAUUUCCUUACUUUUUGAUUGUACAAUGUAUAUCCCUAUUCAGGUAUGUAUAUUUCAACUUGUGAGACUAGUAUCCUGUCUGAUGACACAUGCAACCAUUCACUAUAAAUGAAUGCUUGGCCAAACAAACCAAACCAAACGUGAUUUGGCAUGGGACUUUUAGAUGGCGAGUUCCAUUGUGAUGACGCCUUGUCCGAUAACUGCGCCAGCCUAUCAAAGCAUCCCGGCCUAUUACAAUGGGAAGCCACAGCAAGCAGCAACCAAACAUUACAUCCUCAGACAAGUGGGAGAAAUAUUGUCCGUUACUCUAAGCGGAAGCAAGCGGCAAAGGCGGAUUUUUUUGCUCUUUAGAUGCACAGAACACAAGAGUCUAGCUACCGCAUCGUACCCCCGGGGGCUGGCCACCUCAAACGACUUUUCCCUGUGCGGCAGAUUAAAUUUGCGCGGUGCUUCUCUGAAUCAAAGGGAUUUAAUGGAAGCCGCCGGAGUCGUAUCUCAGUUGUAGGAAGCCUGUCACCGGCGGUUUGGUCCGCUGUCGGUGACAUUCCAGGCUCCAGGGCCAUCAUUACCUCUCCUACCCACAUCCUACUGACCUUGCCUUCCAAAGGCAACUUGCUGCAGCGGAUGCUAGUCUUAAAUUAAUUACUUAAAAUCGUCUCCCUUUGAAAUCUGAUCCCCUGCCACAUUGGGGCGCGGUUGAAAUUGUGUUUUGUGUUCGCGAGUGUGGCCGCAUAUAUGAGAUCAGCCAUCUCUGACAAAGAAGGUGCCUUUUAGAAUCCUUUGAAAAUCAUCACCAUACCUUUUGAACUUCUUCGUUAGAACUGAUAAAAAAAGAUAAGAUGAUAGCUUGAAGCGCCGCGCAACGAGCGAUUUUUCGUCACUGCCACCGAUCAAAAUCGCAUGUCGCAAAAAUCUAUCGCACGUUCUGGUGAUCGCUGCAAUCAUUAUCAAACCCAGCGAUUACCGAAUGACGCAGACCAACGAUCUUUUUAUCGUCCAUUGCAGUGAUAGUUGUCGCAGGUCGUAGUGGCAAAAAUCGCACGUUUAUGGGGCUCCUGAAGAAUGCAAGUUCUCAUACAGCGCUUUACAAUAUGUACAACAUUCUCAAAGCGCUUUACAUUUUUAGCGAGCGAUGAUGGGUCUUCUUUGUCUGCAACAUGCAUCACCCGAUGAACAGAAUGUAAAACACGGUAUAAAGUUACUCGCUCCGACGAAGGGGUUACCCCAAUUGAGCGUGUCCGAUUAUUGCCUACUUUUUGCCAGAGCUAUCGUAGCGUAUUAGCACAUAGGCGUCUAAUAUUGCGUAUGACAUUAUGUAACUAAUAGAUAUACGUCCAAAGUGUCACGAAAUCCCUUCUGUGACAAACGUCAUUGUUGAAGUAAUGAUAUAACCAUUCGACACGUAUUUGAUAUUAAGGGGCAUUAAAUGGCCUUAAUGACAGUUAUAGCGAUCGGAGAGAUUAUGCUGAUAACGACCUAAUGUGGUCGGCAAAACGUUCUGUACAUGAUGUACACACUUGCAUGUGCAUCAGAAUCAUAAUAGUUUCUGACACCAUGCCUUUACUCCUUGGACUGAAGCUCGACAUGUAUACUGUCACUUACAUCAAAUACAUGUUAGUUUGAAGUACAUGUAAUAUGUUUUGCCUAUAAGUGUGACCACCCAUGAAGGCCUCCAUUUGAUAACUGAUCAUAAUCAAGCGUAUGGCGGGUUCUGUGAUUCCCGAAUUAUGUGUCCCAGGUUUUGAAGGGUCCCAAGUUAGUGAGCGAGAAUGCUGGUUAAUUCCUGACAUUAUUUCAAUUGGCUACUUUUGGACAGCCCAGCCCUGACCAUUAUCCUCACCCAAGCAUCCCCCUACAGCUGGGGACACAUAGAACCCGGGAUGCAUAGAACCCUUUUGAUUUCGAACAAAGACCCCUCCUCACUUAAAAUACGAAAGCAAUACUAGUUAGAAUUUCCAGUACCGGUAUAUGAAUUUCCAGCAAAUAGUAAUGACUGUUUUAUAGCAUGUUUUGAAGAGCUCUGUGCAUGCACCUGUAUCACGCUACGAUACACCUUUAUUCAUUUUCAUGAACAAGAUCACAAGCGAUUUCUAUAUCAAAAUAAAAUGAUCAAACGGGAACAUCAUUAUCAUCGUUGAUAGUGAUCUUUGUUGCCGCUUUAUCAUCUCCACGUUUAGAUCUUUCGUGGAGGCUGUGAUUCUACAGCUAAACGGUCACCAUGGAUAUGCAAGACUAUUCAUGUAGAUAUGGCUAUGUAUCUGAUAUAGUGUAGAAUAAAGCUAUAUCAACAUCUUACUCCUGUGCAAUGAUGUCGUAUGCUGGCAUUUGUUAAAUAACGAAACAAAUUAGGGACGAGUCAAAACUCAAAUAACGACAAGAAUAUAGUAUCAUAAUUGAAAAAUCAAAAUGUUGAGGUUUAUACAGGCAUGUUAAAGGAACCGAUCAAGAAAAAGCUUAUAAAAUAGGUUAGCUAAACGGCCCAGACAAAAGCCUUGAAAAAUAAAGCCCUCAUUGAUAACUCUGGCAGUUUCAUGCAGAUGUGAGUUGGGACUUGGAAACAACGUAACAGUUUUGACUCCGGUCAAGAACUGUAUAUUGAGAUGUAUUCUCCAAACUACUUAUAUUCACUUCACGACGAUAUUUUAUGAUUGGCUCCGUUUGCAACCAUGGCUUGAGAAUAUAUCGGUGGUCCAGGUAACCUCGACCCUAUCCGCCGCGCAGCGGUGGGUCGAGGAGGCCUCGUUGAUUUACCCGAGGCGACCGGUGCAUACAGUGGGUGCACUAUCAAUACCGAGCGCUGUGGUAUUCCUUGGCUCGAGGUUGCCCAUCUUUGUGAGAAACACGUGAUCGGACACCGGAAGCCGAAGCCCCCUAAUCUAGUUCAUGACGAGUGAAGUGCCGUCAAGUACCAGUCUCUGUAUAUGAGUGAAUGGAGGAGACCGGUGAACGAGUCUAAUAUAUCGGUGGUUUUAUGAGGUAAUCGUGCAAUAUUGGCAACGUGUAAUAAACAUGUAACUGUAUUGUACUCUUGGACUGAUUUUCUAAUAUAUGAAAUUCAUUUGUUGAGGUAUACAUUACCUUUAAUUCUGUGCCAAGGUUACUGCUUAUUGUUAAUCUAGACAGAUGAGAGCAUCCCUCGUUUUGUGAACAUAUUAUUGGGUUAUCGCCACGGCAGGGCAGCUCAUGUUUCGGGUCAUUGCCUUCUAUUUCUGUGAGAGGACCUCUCGUAAGGGUUAGUGCCUUUAAUGACAAGGAUGAUGUUUUGAUAAUAAAAUCAGUGGAUUUCACUUAAAUGACGUGGCUAAUUUUGAGCUGGAGGGCAGAUGCUUCAGUCGCUUUGUGCAUCAGUAAAGAGCACAUUUCUUCCUUGAUGAAACAAUAGACAGUGGCUGCCGGAAUCACUUCAAGGGGAGAGAACUGCCAGGGCAAAGUUAAUUCACCUCCGUAUUAACGCUUUCCUUCUCCGAGGCGAAAUCCUCGUGAAAUCUGAGGCGAGCUGACGAACGCUGAUAAUGGAUUUUAGUAAUCACCAUUUAGGAAAUUAUCUUGUAAAACCUUUUGAUCUUUUGAGGUGCGCACGCUGGUAAAUGCAGCCGUCUUCUCCAAGAUAAAAUGGGCGUCAUUUUCGUGUCCUUUCAUCUUCACUUCGUCAGAGUAUCUGUUCUCCUGUUGUUUUUUAUAUGAGGUUCGUUGAGAAUAAUGUUUUGGCUGAGCAAGACACUCACUUCAUGAAGCAACUCACAAGCACUUACUGAUAUCUAGCUCAGUAGCAGUGUUCUUCAUUUUGGCCUUGUGGGCUAUCAGGCCAAAUCGUAGUUUAACAGGUACCAUCAGACCCCCAAACUUGCAAUCAGAUCAAGUUGACGCUGAAUAGUACUUUAGAACGCCAGGCUAAAAUUAUUUCGGAAAAAGUUUUAUUUCAAGAGCGACUGAUGAAAAGAAGGCCUGUUAAACAUCCCUCAAUUGAGAAGAAUGUCAGUUAUGUGCAUCCUCCCAUAUAUAACAGCGCCUUUGGAUCGUUUGUCAAUACACUCACACUGACUUUGGUUGAGUGUAUUUUAGAAGCGAUACGAAGGCCUGCUGUGGAAGGAUGGUAUUUUGUACUGAUUUGUACUGUACUUUUGCCGGUUUGGUGAUUUUAUAAAUGGAAAGCAUUGGUAUCGUAGGAUACGAGUUAAGCGGUUUGCGUGAGGUAACAAGAAUGUUCAGAAUACAUGUACAAUUAUGAUCAAUACACUUUCUGUCAUUUUUUUUCGCAAGAAAUCGGUCGAUGGUAUUAAAAGAACCCUUUUGCAAAACGCGUAGCAUCAAUCUCGUAGUCAUAAGCUGUUUCUCUGAUAAAGCUCCGAAUGUCACAAUACAAUGUGUUCCAUUUUUUUCUCGUCAACCAGGGUAUCCAAAUUGGUUCUACAGUCCCUUUAAUCGACAGGUUUCGACAAUCGAUUUAUUUGCAAUAGUGUAUAUAGCAAUUGACAAGUCUAGUUAUCGUAGGAAGCGGGCAAAUGGUUGUAGCACGUGACCUGUUUGAGGGGGACAUGUGCUGCCACCGCUAGCCGUGGCAGUCUUUGGAGAUGGCGAGCUUCAAGGAAACACAGGGUAAUAAUGAAUUGCUGACGAUAAUCUAUUUAACACUUACGAACAUAUUGUAUAGGCCUAUAUUGUUCUAUUGUGAAUAACGUCCGUCAAUAAUCUACAUACUUUGCACAGUAAGUCUCAGUAAAAAUGUCAUUCUGUGAAUGUAUGUUGAAAAGUUGAGGCGAGUAUUGCACAUUCGACUUUGGUAUACAUUAAUCUGGUUUCACCGAUGUAUGACUGGUUGAUUAUUUCCUCCGAAAUCGAAACUAUUGCCCGGCCGGAGCAUCGGACAACUUGGUAUAGUUAACGCACGCCUUUUGAAAUUGAACAUGUCAAAUACAUGUAGCAUUGAUCAAGGCCAUGUGCGUGGUGGUAUGUAGCUUGAAUUGAAUGUUUAGAACCCAUCUUAGAUCGGUGAAUCUAUAUUGUCACUUUGUCAAUGUCGGGGUCUUUUCUUUGGGCAAUUGCAUGCAAUGCAGAUUUAAGGACCACACUUCAUUUGUCAAUAAAAAUGUGUUAAUAGAAAUAAAAUGAAAUACAAGCCUUUCGGCGAUAUUGUUCAUAAGAAAGAACACCUCAAGUAUUUUUAUUGUACUUUGCCUUUACCGAAGAAGAAAGUGUUUAAAAUACAGUAAACCUUGCAUAUAUCGAACUCGCAUAAACCGGAUACUCGCAUAUAAGUGUCUUCCACGUCACAAGUCAAGUUGUCUCUUAUAAGUGUGUAUAUUAGAUUUCGUAUGUGACGGACAAAAAGGUGCAGGUCUGGUCGAGCUUGCUACUGUCAAGUUGAUUGUACAAUGUAUAUAAAUGUCUGCAAUAAUUCAAUCUUAGAAAUACAUGUUAUGGUUUUUAAGUGUUUUGGCAAACACAAAUAUGCACCCCAUUAAAAUUUUUCGAUUAGAAUGAAAAACCAUAAGAAAAACCAUGGUUUUUGAGGAGGUUUUUCAGUUCGCUGAGAAGCUCUCCAUAGUAAAUAUUUGGGUUGGUUGAAAAACCGUCAAAGCUUUUCAGAAGCGCAAAAACCUUUACUUCUAAGGGUGUAGAUGAUGCCCAAUGGUAUUCACAUUACAAACAUUGCAUCAGAAGAGCAAGGCCAGUAUUCUUUCCCAAGAAAGUGGGGCAACAACUGUACUUUGACAAUAUUUUAUCUCUGAUGCAUAAGAUUAUCAUGUUUAACGAGCUGGUAGAAUCUCAAUCUUGAACAUCGGUUCUACACGUACGCGUGUCCAUUAGAAUGUACUUGUAGUAUUUAUCUAUGAACAUUUAUUGAGUCUUUGUACGAAUCUUUUAACUACACCUGUUUUGUAGAGUCACUGGAUCUUUUCAGGGUUAAUGCCUCGGACACGAAAAGAGUUGUUGAAUCUUACAAAUAGCUUUUCGGUCAAUGAGAAUAUUGAUUGGUACUUUUACAUUAUACACUUUUUAUUGAGCGGUCAAUGAUGCUUAUGUUUGCACCUGCUAUUUGACGGUGUGACGACUGGAGAGAUAUAUAACAAUAGAAGUUCUUCCUGAAUUACCUCCUCAGUUCUUUCAAACAUUUAAAUUGAAUUUGAAAUUUGAAUGUAUUGAAUGUAUCUUUCAACAAUGCCGGUGUGUAGACAUGCCAAGGUUCAAACAAUUUGUGUAGCAACUGCACUACGUCAAUGUUUAUUUAUCCCCGUGGCUCAAGACAAUAUAAUGAGAGCGAAUGGCGUUGGGCGUUUGGUGUACAAGCAUGUCUGUAAAAACCUACAGGUUGUUCCUAUUGUCAAGCUAUUUGUGAAUUUACCAUACAAUUCGUGUUCCAAGGUGGUUAAGAUAUACACAUUUCGAGUCUAUACAGUUUUCUAAAGUCUUUGUUGUAAUUCUGAAUCUUUAAUUACACAAUAAAUGGAAACGUACUGUAAAUUCGGUCAGGAGCUCUUGCUUUCAAUGCUAGUUUUAAUGGAACAUAUCGUUGAAUGAUGGGUUAUACAAGAGACUACAAAAUUGUUUUACUGAAAACUUCACGUACGUUUACACUUGGCCUUUCUGUACUAAUCUGAGGUAAAUGAAUUACUCGUCUCGUAUCCCUCUCCUGAGUCCCGGCGACUCCUGACCAGGUUUACAGUACUUGCAUUAACCAGAAUACAGGGUAUGGUUUUUGGUAAUUUGUUCGUCCUUUUCUAAACUUCGGUCAAACCGUUCAUGUUAAUAUUGUAUCUUAUGACUAUUUUUGAUGAAUACGAGAGAAUUGUAUCUAUUUGUAUUGUAUGAUAGUGAUGUUUACAGGAGAAAUGAUUGAGGUGUGAUAUGAGAAAAAUACAAAGGUUAAAAUAUGAAAUGUUUUGUUUCGAGUUUUUUCUUCUAAAGCGUUCACUUGAUGGAGAUUUA